AAACUGAGGCCCACCGAUAUACCGAUCUUCGAGAUAAAGAACCUGUUAAUUAACGAGACUGGCACGCAGCUGGCCUUAUGGGGUAAUCUGGGUCUGGUUCUCAUGGAGCUUCCCAAACGUUGGGGCAAGGACGGGAUGUUUCAAGGUGGGAAAGAAGAGAUACUCUGCAUUCACCCGUUGGUGACUUGUGCAAGCUUCUCUCAGCUACUGAAAGCAAAGCAAAGAUUCUCAGAAUCGCGUCGGAUGACGUGGAAGCGUAGUGCAGCGAAGAUUUCAGAUCGAUCUCGAGGAAUUUUCCGGGAAACGAGACGACCGACGGAGAUGGUGGACGAGCGCGUGCCAGUCUACAAUGAAACGGUAGAUGUUCGGAAAGCAAGGUGGCAUCCAGGAUCCACAAACGACUCUCAUUUGCUAGUUCUGACAUCUGAAAAUACAUUUCGUUUGUACGAAUGCGAAGUGGGUAGCAGACCGAAGUUCAUAAGAUCCUGGAAAGUCGGUCGUAUACCAUUCAGUUCGCCAUCAAAGAUACCAGACUUCACCUCCUUAGGCGACACAGCGGUGGACUUUGAUUUCGCUACACCUACACUACGCAAACCUGAGACGUUUAUCGGCAAAGACAUUAACAAGUCACGAAAAUCCGGUGGUAUCGGGAUCACUGUCUAUGUAUCCUCCAGCCGACGAUAAUUAUGGGAUAGACUCCUGCUCCAUCAUGUGUCUACAGACAACACCUCCGAUAGUGGUUAUCGCUAUGUGCACUGGAAAGAUUUACCAUGCGAUUCUACUGAAAGAAGAAGCGAUCAGCGAUGACAGCAAUGAUAAAAGGACUUGGUCACAGUACGGUUCAACUUGCAGUCUUCACACGCCAGAGGAGGCAUUAUACGUGUACGAAUGCGUCGAAAUAGAAUUGGGUCUAUUUUUCGCAGAUGACGAUGAAAAGUACAAUUGUCCGAUACAUCUUCGCGCUGACAAGGGCAACAAGUCGAGAAAAUGACGAUGCACGUUUACCAUCGCUUUUGAAUCAAUCCAACUCGCAGUACUUGAUUUGUAGAAGAACAAAGCACACAGAAGUAAACGAAGCCACGCCGAUACUUGGAUUUGGACUUCUCCAGGAGCCAUGCGUUUUAGUGGCUUUGUUACAUACCGGCGACAUCGUCGCCCGUUCCGUUAUCGAUCUUUACUACUUUCCAAAAAUCGAGCUCCCAGAAUUUAUAAUUGACAAAAAGGAAAAAAUGAACAAGGAGACGUUCGACGUGUACAUAAAAAGAUUACUGAAACGUGAAACGUCACAACCUCUUAUCAAAAUGGGCUCGAAAACUGUCUCUCCGCGCGAAUGCUUACAGCUUCUAUAUCACGCGACGGAUAUCUUUCGCAAAGAACAUUUCGUCAAACAUGAUACCGUGAGAGAAGAAAUCGGGAAGAAGGUGCGCGCGUUGAAAGUUAUAAAAACCCAGUUGUUAAAAGAGCUAGAUACUUUAUUAGAAACGAAGAAAGAAUUGCAUCAGACUGCUGAACGAUUAGCCGAACGUUACGAAGAUAUUAAAGACGAGCAAGAAAAAUUAGCGCAAAGGGCAAAAGAAGUAUUACGUUUAGUGAAUUACAAAGAACCUUCUAUAACUCCAAUUGAAAGAGCAGAAGCAGAAGAAUUGAAGAAGAUGGAGACAAAAAUAAAAAAAAUGAAAAUCAGACUGCUAGAACUGAAGAAGAAAUCGGAGCAAACUGAGUCUAUAGAGAAUAGUGAAAGUAUUGAAAGAAAAAGAGAAAUUGUUUUUAGAGGUGAUCAAGAAAACGCCAUCAAAAAUAAUCUUGGACAGAUUUUUAACAUUUCAGUUUCAUGAUACAGCUUUCCUUUUUCUGCACGAAGUACAGCUAGUUGUUCUUGAAGUAACUGAUGACUGGCUUCGUCUGACAGUAUCACCUCAGGGGUAUCAACAUUUCUUUUUACAGUUGUCGUCGACUUUGAACAAUUUAUUUCACUUUCAGGUCCACUGUCAGGCUCCGCCUCUGUAUUUGUGGCCUUUUUCAUGAUCCAAAUCCUAGAGUCUGCAGAUUCAUUGAA
Molecule: messenger RNA, 2056 nt
Organism: Heterotrigona itama
Lineage: Eukaryota; Metazoa; Arthropoda; Insecta; Hymenoptera; Apidae
Source: the annotation of a GenBank genome assembly